AGUACGGGGGAGGGAUUUAUACAUCAAAAAUAAGAAAACACACAGCAUUUUGUCACACAAUGUUUCGUGUGUGGGUUGCAUGAAGCUGUUGGAGGCUGAACAGAGACGUUAGACUGAUUUAAAAUGAUUAUGAACAUGGACGGGAUUGUGCUGAGGCUGCUCAUGUUUGUGGUGUGUGUUGGAGGAGCAGCUGAGUUCAGAACGCGUACAGACGCACGAGGUGCCGCUUUCACGAGAUUAAGACGUCAGAGCAACACAGCUAAACCUGCACUGAAGAUCACAGAUUACCAUGUGCGAUGCACCGUCAUCUCCCGCUAUGCUCUCACCACAGUAGAGAGUUCAGUGUGGAACCAGCUCCAUUUCACCAAAGAGGUAGCGUUUGAGGUUGACCUGUCUCCCUCAGCCUUCAUCUCCAACUUUACCAUCACAUCUAACGGUAAAGUCCAUGUGGCCGAAGUGAAGGAGAGAGCUGCUGCCAGGAAGAUCUACGAUGAUGCCAAGAAGCAGGGGAAAACAACAGGACUUGUUGCCACCAAGGAGCGGGAGAUUGAGAAGUUUCGGGUGGCUGUCAGUGUGCCUCCUGGAGUCCACAUGCACUUUUCCCUGAUGUACGAGGAGCUACUGACACGACAGCUGGGGCGCUAUGAGCUGGCUUUGGGCCUCAGGCCUGGACAACCUGUGCAGAAUCUCUCUGUGGAUGUUAGUAUAGCAGAGAGGACUGGAAUCAGCUUCAUCAAAGUGCUACCGCUCAGAACCAGUCGCCUACUCACCAACACUGACCAAGCCGAGGCCGAAGCACCCCCCUCCGCUCAGGUGCAGCAGAACCUACACUGUGCUCACAUUCAUUACAACCCUAGCCUGCAGAAGCAGAGGACCAUCUCCCCCAAAGGCAUCAAUGCAGACUUUGUCCUCCAGUAUGAUGUAGAGCAAAAAGAUCUCAUGGGAGAUAUCCAGGUGCACAAUGGUUACUUCGUUCAUUACUUUUCCCCACGGGACCUGCCAGUAGUUUCUAAAGAUAUUGUCUUCGUUAUUGACAUCAGUGGUUCCAUGAUGGGCACGAAGAUCAAACAGACUAAGGCAGCGAUAUCUACGAUCCUGGCUGACCUAGGUGAGGGUGACUACUUCAAUCUCAUUACGUUUUCGGAUAAAGUGCAGAUCUGGAAGGAAGGCCGCACUGUACUGGCCACAAAGCAGAACGUACGGGACGCGAGGGAGUUUGUCAAGAAAAUCGUUGCAGAUGGCUGGACAAAUAUCAAUGCGGCUCUUCUCUCAGCAGCACAGCUGAUCAACUCCUCCUCUUCAUCUCCUGAUAGCCAAUUGUCAUCACCAAGACGAGUUCCCAUGAUCAUCUUUCUGACUGAUGGAGAGGCUACAAUUGGAGUGACUGCACAAGAGGUCAUUCUGCAUAAUGCUCAGAGUGCGCUGGGUUCAGUCUCUCUGUUUGCCCUGGCAUUCGGAGAUGAUGCAGAUUUUCCUCUACUGAAACGUCUGGCUUUGGAGAACCGUGGGAUAGCACGGAUGGUAUAUGAGGAUGCUGAUGCUGCACUCCAGUUAAAGGGUUUCUAUGAUGAGGUAGCGAGUCCACUACUGUCAGAUAUCCAGCUUUCCUACCUUGAUGACCAAGCUUAUGACGUUACAAGGGCCCUUUUCCCCAACUUCUUCCAAGGCUCUGAACUGGUAGUCACAGGGAAAAUUAAGCCAGACAUACAGGAUCUGAAAGUUUCGUUGACAGCAAGUGGCAAAAAGCAGAAGGUGAAGGUAGAGAGUGAGUUUGUACUGGCCAAUCUUGAAGUAAAUGAGACCUCAGCACUACUGGGUUGUACCAGGGAACAGCGUGGCAUCUCCAACUUUGUGCAUCGCCUCUGGGCCUAUUACACUAUCAAGGAGCUUUUGAUUGCUAAACUCAACAGCUCAGAUCCAUUAGCACAACGCUUGCUAGCAGAGAAGGCCACCAACCUUUCACUGAAAUAUAACUUUGUCACUCCAGUCACCUCUUUGGUGGUGGUUAAACCAGAUAUUGAUGAGCCAAAUCCAACCACUGUCUCUACAACCACGACUACACCCAAGCCUGUCACUACCACUACAGCAAGUGUGAUGACCACACCUACACAAACGCCAAGUACCUCUAAAAUGACUUCUACUUCCGAGGCCUUGAUCAAAAAGCCAGGCAAACCUUUAAAGACCAAACCCCUUCCACACGACCUGCCUAUUCCUAGACAUCCAGUAAAUACUCCUUCUUCAGACAAAAAUGUAGCAGCUUCAUCACCCAAGAGGACCACAUCUUUACCACACAGCGCAUCUAAGACCACCUCUGUCCCUCUGUUGAGCAAAGCUCCCAUUGUUCCAACCAGCAGCAUGAAAACCGAAGCGCCCACUUUCCUCCCAUUCAAUUCCACCACUUCAACACCUCUCAAGAGUUCAGUUCCAAUGGCAAACGUGGCUGAAACCACAACACAACACAGCUCAGGGAAACAUCAAGUCCUGCCUCUGGAGAAACCCACAUUCUUAUCUGACACUGACAAUUUUGCCACACCUGAUGUUCCUGCAGUGCAGCCAGAUUUUUACAAAGUCCCUUCAUCAAAUGCUUCACCUGAAGAUCUUGAUCAGGAAAUCAACAUCUCCACUCUUGUGGCUGCCUCAUUUGCCCCUAUGCCAGGCAUGACAGAUGCACCCAAUAUCUGGGAAGCUACUGGUAUUUUAGAUGUUUCUACAGCCAUCCUGACAAAAGAUGCUGAUGAUGUGAAAGAGUAUGAUGUCUCAUAUGAGUACGACACCGACUACAUCAUCCAUUAUGAUUCUCCGUCACGAGAUGACACAACAGAUAUCCUAAGUUCUGUGGGAAUCUUCUCCUCCUCAGUGGAUGGAGACCCCCAUUUUGUCGUUAUGCUCCCAAGGAUACAUGAAAAUCUGUGUUUUACUGUUGAUGGCGAGGCCAAUGAUGUGUUGCAUCUUCUGGAGGACCCAGUCAGAGGCAUUACAGUGAAUGGCCAUUUGAUGUUGGCUCCUCCUAAGAUUGGAAUCGAGGACCGCACUCGCACCUUCUUCGACAAGAUAAGCAUCAGAAUUUCAAAAGGUGGCAUCAAGAUCACCUUCACAAUAGACUCAGUGGUAGUGAAGGGAGAAGGGCUUGAAACUCUGCCUAUCAGACAGAAAGGAUCUGUGACACUCCCAGGCUUGAAGAUUGUGCUUGAUGGACACCAGAGCUGUUGGAUUGAGCUCGGAAAAGGCGUCAUGUUCCUGGUUCUGAUCCAUCGAUAUAGUCACCCCACCUAUUUCCAGGUGGAGCAUCUAGGAUUCUACACAGCUGAUGGAGAGGGGUUAUCUUCUUCAACGCAAGGUCUACUCGGCCAGUUCCAGCACAGCACCAUAGAGGUGGUGAGGAUAACAGACAGACACGGUGCCGUGUUCCACCACGGUCAGAUCAGCAACAACAACACUCUGGCUUUGGGAUUACUCAAGAAAGGGGACGAACAAAUUCCAGUCACUUUACAGGAUAAGACUUUGAAGGACACAUUAAAUAAGCGCCACUUGGCCCAGUGCUGGGUGGUGCCCAAGGUGGAAGUGGAGCGGCUCCUGGAGCGGCCUUACCAAAGCUAUGUGGUGGAUGACCUUUAAAUGCCCUGCGGCUACAUUUCAAGCUCAUGGCUGCUGAUUCAAAGCAGGGCCAUACAAGAAUAUAGGACACUACAGUGCAGCGGUGGCAUAUUCACUCUCAGCUAACAUGUAAGCAUAGAGCGUGUACAGUAUGGGAAAGUGACACUGUGGAAAGUUUUGAUGUCUGUAUAGAAAAUAUGACGAUAUUGCUUUAAAGACUGAAGAAUCCAGGAGUUUGAAUCGGGAUGCGCUCAAGAUGAGAAGCUCCAGUUGAAAUCCACCAACGAAUAUUCAUACCCAAGUCACAAAGAACUGUAUUUCUGGUACCGA
This is a messenger RNA of Ictalurus furcatus (blue catfish), 3924 nucleotides long. RefSeq names its product inter-alpha-trypsin inhibitor heavy chain family member 6 (gene itih6). Gene Ontology annotation, biological process: hyaluronan metabolic process. The record is from RefSeq and is a predicted model, not a curated record. NCBI's taxonomy places the organism in Eukaryota, Metazoa, Chordata, Actinopteri, Siluriformes, Ictaluridae. Gene Ontology annotation, molecular function: serine-type endopeptidase inhibitor activity. Bases 124 to 3615 code for a protein of 1163 amino acids. The transcript is spliced from 17 exons.